This is a messenger RNA of Colletotrichum chrysophilum, 1899 nucleotides long. RefSeq lists its product as uncharacterized. Gene Ontology annotation, biological process: exocytosis. The transcript has a single exon. Bases 1 to 1899 code for a protein of 632 amino acids. The record is from RefSeq and is a predicted model, not a curated record. Gene Ontology annotation, cellular component: Golgi to plasma membrane transport vesicle; cell tip. Gene Ontology annotation, molecular function: guanyl-nucleotide exchange factor activity. Lineage: Eukaryota; Fungi; Ascomycota; Sordariomycetes; Glomerellales; Glomerellaceae.
AUGUCCUCAUCGUUGGCGUCCACACCUUCAUCACCAUCUCUUCGACCCACACCCGUUUCGCCCCCGGAAGAUGAAGGCGAACUUAGUACUCUACCCGAUCCCCGUAGCCGCGCUAUGAGCCCUGCGAGCGACGCCGAUACCUCCCACCAUCCCGAUCUCGACGACGAAGUAGCUACUUUGAGCACAAAGCUGAUCAACGCCAUUAAUCACCAGACGACCCUCGAUGACACGUUAACCGCUACGAGACAGGAAUUGGAGAGAGCCCGCGAGCAAAUCAGGCAUUUAGAAGAGCAGAAUGCGUCACAACGGGAAAUGCUCGCCGGCGACAUCUGGGUGCGUCGAAAAGUUGUCGAGGAGGAGAAGAAGACUAUUCUGCUGCGCGUGACAAACGAACGGAAGUUGCGAGAGGACGUCGAAAAGGAAAAGAAGAAGAUCGAGCAGGAGCUGGAAAACCUUACUACCGCCUUGUUUGAGGAGGCCAACAACAUGGUCAUCUCAGCCAAGGAAGAGGCGCGAAUUGAGCAGGAGGCUUUGCAAAGGAAAAACGACAACUUGAGGUCUCAGUUGGGCGAUAUGGAGGCUCUGCUGACUUCACAGCAACAGCAACUUGCCGAUCUCAAGCAUGUCAUGGAGCAGAUGGCACUGGAAAGGGAAGAAGGCACGACCGGAACAGCACCCUCAUCUCCCGGCUUCAGCAAAUCUGAGUUCAAGGAUGACGAACGACCCGACGGCGUGCUCGCCUCGCCUCUCGUUGACCCCUCCUCACCAACCUAUCCAACAAGCCUCACCCAUCUUAUCCAGCCUGUUCUCAGGACGGACUUGGGAUCCUACGAGGAUUUUGUCGCUCUUACCCGCAUCUCGCGCAAUCGUGCUGGCAGUCGUGUUUCGUCUGGCUCUUUCAACGGCAUUAGCGGGCUUGGUCUUGGCAUGGGCGGCAGCACUUCGAGCGCACACCCUUCAAAUGCAUCAACAGCUUCCCUCUCCACCGCUGGAACACCUGCUUCAUCUUCGCCGCAGACCCCCAAUACCCCAGCUUCCGUUUCUAGCACCGCCUCAGCAAACCUGGGCCCGCCUCCACCAGCACUGAAGGAGACCAAAUUCUUCAAGCGUGUUCUGGCAGAGGAUGUCGAACCGACACUUCGAUUGGAUAUCGCCCCCGGACUGUCUUGGCUAGCUCGACGCAGCGUGCUGAACGCCAUGAGCGACGGCUCGAUUGUCGUGGAACCCAUCCCUGCGAAUGCGCCAUUUGCGGCAAUCGUGAAGCCUCAAUUUUACCCUUGCUCUCUAUGCGGCGAUUCGCGCAAGGACGACGAACAUCUGCGGACGUACCGCUUUCGAACCAGCGAGUCGGAGUCAGCGCAGCGCUACCCUCUCUGCAAGUACUGCUUGGGGCGCGUCAGAUCCACAUGCGAUUUCCUCAACUUUCUUCGUAUAUUGAAAGAUGGUCAUUGGCGUGCAGAUGAUGAAGACGCCGAGAAAGCUGCAUGGGAAGAGAGUGUCCGCUUGAGGGAGCAGAUGUUCUGGUCUCGUAUCGGCGGCGGAGUUGUCCCAGCAAGUCAACCUGCUCCAUCCGCAUCAGAAAAGAGCCCUCGCUCAAGCCAUGAGAGUGACGCAAAUGACGUGGAGCCGGUGGUUGCUCAAGUACCGGCCAUCGUCGAAGCCGAUGAGAAACCAGAGAAAGACAAGUCCGAUGUCAAGGACGCGGACACACCGGAGGAAACUGAAGCACUGCCUGCGAGGCCAGAAACCCCGAACACAAGCAACCGAAAGUCCACACAGUCAUUGGCACCCGAAACAGCUGCCAAUGAAGGAAAGGACGGAGCAAAGGACGGCGAGAAGCGUUUGUCGCUCAGCAUUCCCAGCUCUCCGGAACCGACAGCAACUAUUACAUCCGAUUAG